Peronospora matthiolae is the source of this 228-nucleotide messenger RNA. The record is from the annotation of a GenBank genome assembly. NCBI's taxonomy places the organism in Eukaryota, Oomycota, Peronosporomycetes, Peronosporales, Peronosporaceae.
AUGUUUAAGUCGUUGGAGAUCUUAAAUUCUCGGCUCAAAGAGACGUUUGAGCCGCCGAGAGCCGAGUUCAGAGCACGCUUUGCACUCUUGAGACUAAAGCCAGGUAAGCUCGACGUGCACGCUUACGCACAGCACCUGCGCUACCUUGCGAGCAGCGUUACGGAAAACCCUGCUGAUGAGCACAUGCUCAUCAACGUGUUCAUCUACGGCCUUGUGGUCCGCCGGUGA